Molecule: messenger RNA, 1107 nt
Organism: Spodoptera exigua (beet armyworm)
Lineage: Eukaryota; Metazoa; Arthropoda; Insecta; Lepidoptera; Noctuidae
Source: the annotation of a GenBank genome assembly
AUGACGAAAAAUGGCAGUAACACCACUACAUAUGGCACCGAGGACAAGUUAUCGGGCAAUGAAGCUAACGAGACACUCGAUUUGGAUGACUUGCUGCCUAAAAUCGGAGAAUUUGGCCUGUAUCAGAAACUGCUAUUAUGGCUCGUCUGUCUACCGGCCUGCCUACCAUGCGGUUUCUGUGCAUUUAAUCAGUUGUUCAUGACAGACGUCCCCGACUAUUGGUGCAGGGUUCCCGAACUGGAACUACUCAACCUAACACAGGAACAGCGCAAGCUGUUGUCGAUUCCGCGAAAGUUUGAUCUAGUCUGCGAAUACGAUGUCUAUCCCACUCUAGGUUUGGUAGCCUUAAAUAUUGGCGGACCAAUAGGAGUGUAUGCAUUUGGACUUUUGAAUGACCGAAUAGGACGCAAAAAAUCUUUUUUCCUUUGUCUCAGCACACUGCUCCUUGGAAGCCUUAUGACUGCAUAUGCUCAUGAAUUUUGGUUUUGGAUAAUGGCUCGAGUUAUCGUAGGACUCACUAUUCCCGCCGUUUAUCAGAUACCUUUUAUAAUCUAUGCUCGAACGGAAACCUUAAUCCUCUAUUUAAUAUCCAAAUGUUUUAUAUCUGCGUCCUUCUUGCUAAUAUAUCCUUAUGCUGGUGAAUUGUACCCAACGGAAUUGAGAGGCGUCGGUAUUGGAACUUCGGCAUACAUUGGCGGCUUGGGUUUGAUAAUAAUACCUUUUAUAAACUACUUGGGUUCAAGUAAUUUAGUAUUGCCACUAGUUGUGAUGGGUGCUGUCUCAGUGGUUGGAGGUUUGAGCGCGCUUCGAUUACCUGAAACCUUACAUACCUCAUUGCCUCAAACGGCAGAAGAAGGAGAAGAAUUUGGUAAAGAUUGGACUUACGCGGACUGUUUGGCAUGUGGAGACCAAAGAAAAAUAACUGAUGCUGAUUCAUAUGAGAAUCUAGAUCAGCUAGAACUGACUCAGGCGCCCUUAGUUGAAGACGUGGUGCCAGAAAUCCCAGAAAUAAGGCGCAGUUCAAUGCGGAAACUCGUGAGGCAAGCCAGCAUCGUUGAAACACAGCGUGACAUCGAUGGAAAUAUAAAAAUGACAUACUGGUUUUAA